This is a messenger RNA of Cyprinodon tularosa, 3784 nucleotides long. It is a transcript of the gene asap2b, whose product is annotated as ArfGAP with SH3 domain, ankyrin repeat and PH domain 2b. Gene Ontology annotation, molecular function: GTPase activator activity; protein binding. Gene Ontology annotation, biological process: positive regulation of GTPase activity. Gene Ontology annotation, cellular component: cytoplasm. Lineage: Eukaryota; Metazoa; Chordata; Actinopteri; Cyprinodontiformes; Cyprinodontidae. The transcript has 29 exons. Bases 246 to 3371 code for a protein of 1041 amino acids. The record is from RefSeq and is a predicted model, not a curated record.
CCUCCGUGUCUCCGCCCUGCUCGGUGUUUCCUCAGGUGCGGCAGCAGCUGGACGCGCAGAGGAAUGUUUGCGCCUCAAACAUGGACUCCGCGUUUCUCCCCAGCGUGACGUUAGCAGAACCUGGUCGAUGUUCGAGGCUCCUGCUAUGAUGAUCGCUGUUUCCGGACAACUUUGAAGCCUUCCAGGUGUUGCAGGUGUAUUUUUUUUUUUUUUUUUUACCCAGGGGUCUUUUCUGACGCCUCACCAUGCCGGCGGAUCAGAUCAGCGUCACGGAGUUUGUUAAUGAGACCAAUGAGGACUACAAAGCUCCGACCACCUCCAGCUUCUCCACCCGGAUGUCCCACUGCAGGAACACAGUGGGAGCUCUGGAGGAGGCUCUGGACCUGGACCGAUCGGUUCUGUAUAAGAUCAAGAAGUCGGUGAAGGCCAUCAACACCUCUGGUCUUACUCACGUGGAGAACGAGGAGCAGUACGUCCAGUCCAUGGAGAAGUUUGCUUCCAACUACAUGAAUGAUGUGGAAGGAGAGCUCGGUGCCGCCUUCCUCAAGUUCGCCGUGUUCACCAAAGAGCUGGCGGCGCUCCUUAAGAACCUGUUGCAGAACAUGAACAACAUCAUCACGUUUCCUCUGGACAGUCUGCUGAAAGGAGACCUGAAAGGAGUGAAAGGGGACCUGAAGAAGUCAUUCGAUAAAUCCUGGAAGGAUUACGAGACCAAACUAGCAAAGAUUGAGAAAGAGAAACGAGAACACGCCAAGCAGCACGGCAUGAUUCGGACGGAGUUCAGCGGAGGAGAAAUCGCAGAGGAUAUGGAGAAAGAAAGACGAACUUUCCAGCUUCAGAUGUGUGAGUACCUGAUAAAGGUGAACGAUAUCAAGCAGAAGAAAGGCGUCGACUUCCUCCAGAACCUCAUCAAGUACUUCCAUGCUCAGUGCAAUUUUUUUCAGGACGGGCUUAAAACUGUAGAGAAUCUGAAACCAGCUGUGGAGAAAAUGGCUACAGACCUGGCGGGGAUCAAACAGACGCAGGACGGAGAGAGGAAGCAGUUGAUUCAGCUCAGAGAUACCCUGAAAGCAUCGCUGCAGACGGACCAGAAAGAGGACCUUCAGGCCAAGCAGAACGCAGGAUACAACCUCCAUCAGCUGCAAGGAAACAAAGCUCACGGCACCGAACGCUCCGGAGUACUUUACAAGAGAAGUGAGGGGUUGAGGAAGGUGUGGCAGAAGAGAAAGUGUUCGGUUAAGAAUGGCUUCCUAACCAUCUGCCACGGCACGUUUUUACAUGGAGAUUCAAGGGGCCAAUCAGGACAGAGCAAGCGGAAAAGGAGGAGAAAAACAAGGCGAAGAAAAAGCAUAACGAAAUGGAUAAAAGAGAACAGGCCCAACAAACCUCCAGCCAAACUCAACCUGCUCACCUGCCAGGUGAAGAGGAAUCCCGACGAGAAGAAGAGCUUCGACCUGUUUUCACAUGACAGAACCUACCACUUCCAGGCCGAGGAUGAGGCGGACUGUCAGGUCUGGGUGUCGGUGCUGCAGAACAGCAAGGAGGAGGCUCUGAACAUGGCCUUCAAAGGCGAUCAGAACGAAGGGGAGAACAACAUCGUGCAGGAGCUGACCAAAGCUAUCGUCGCAGAGGUGAAGAGGAUAAGCGGCAACAACGGCUGCUGCGACUGCGGCGCCCCCAGUCCCACUUGGCUCUCCACCAACCUCGGGAUCCUGAUCUGCAUCGAGUGUUCUGGGAUCCACCGGGAGAUGGGGGUUCAUUACUCCAGGAUCCAGAGCCUGGAGCUGGAUGUUCUGGGGACGUCUGAGCUGCUGUUGGCGAAGAACGUAGGAAACGCCAACUUUAACGACAUCAUGGAGGCAGAUCUGGAGGGACAGGGUGUAACCAAGCCGGAUCCAAAGAGUGACAUGCAAAUGAGGAAGGACUACAUCACGGCCAAGUACACGGAGAAACGCUUCGCCCUGCGGCUGUGCGCCGACGCUCAGUCCAGGCUGCGGACUCUUUACGAGGCCGUCAGGAACAGAGACAUCAUGUCACUGAUCCAGGUCUACGCUGAGGGGGUGGACCUGAUGGAGGCUUUCCCUCAACCCAACGAACACGAAGCCGGAGAGACGGUUCUCCAUCUUGCCGUCAGGAUGGUGGACAGAAACUCUCUCCACAUCGUCGACUUCCUCGCUCAGAACAGCGGGAAUCUGGACAGACAGACGGCCAAAGGCAGCACGGCGCUGCACUACUGCUGCCUGACGGACAACAGCGAGUGUCUGAAGCUGCUGCUGAGGGGCAAAGCCUCCGUCUCCAUCACAAACGAUGCUGGAGAAACUCCUCUGGACAUCGCUAAACGUCUGCGGCACUCCAAGUGUGAAGAGCUGCUGACUGAGGCCCAGACGGGGAAGUUCAACGUCCACGUUCACGUAGAGUAUGAGUGGCGGCUUCAAAAUGAGGAGCUAGAUGAGAGCGAGGACGAGCUGGAGGACAAGCCCAUCCUGAAAACGCCCACAUCCCGACGUGACGAGCGUCCGGUGAGCUGCAUCGUCCCGGGCAGCGGGCCCAUGGCGUCUAACUUUUCGGCGCUGGCCCGCGACGCUGCCUUCAUAGCGAGGGACAAGCAGAGGGCUCCGAUCCCGAGCAUGAUUAGCAACGAGACGUACGGCACCAUGCUGGACACGGUGCUGCCGCCGCCGGGACCAUCCCCACCGGUGCCUCCCAGAGGUCCAAACCGAGGUAAACCCGCUCCAGUAGAAUCAGUUGGGAGGCAGCGGUCGUCCUCCGACCCCUCGAACCCCAAGAACCCUGACAUGAACACCUCUGUGUACGUCCUCCCAGCAGUCCCUCCUCCACCUCCUCUUUCUUCACAUAGGAGAUCCGGCAGGUUCGACACGAAGAACGUGUCGGCCAAAAACACGCCCCUGCCUCCUCUGCCGCCCCCACCUGCUGUACGUCCGCCGGUCCCACCGGUACCGUCACUCAGCUCACCGCCCCACUACAAGCCUCAACCUCCAACCCCACCUCUGCCAAACCAGCAGAGCAGUAGACCCCCUCUAGGACCCCCAUCGCCCAAGUUAGUGAGGCAGCCUCCUCACCGGCCUUCAGUUAGAACUGCACCCGCAAACACGCCAGGUUUUAGGUCUCCUGAGGGUCCGGUUCCACCUAAACCCAAACCCAGAACCACCGUCUCUAAGCAGAAGCAGCAGAAGGUGAAGGCCAUCUAUGACUGCUCGGCUGACAAUCCAGACGAGCUGACCUUCAAGGAGGGGGAGGUGAUCGUGGUGGAGGGGGAGGAGGACAGCGAGUGGUUGAUCGGUUACAUUGAAGGAGAACCGGACAGAAGGGGAGCAUUUCCAGUCACCUUUGUUCACUUUAUCACCGAGUGACUGAUCAGCACUAUGGAGAGCUCCCAUCCUCCACCAGCAGUCUGACUGGAUAAGACCCUAACAGUAACUGGAUCACUGAUCAAACCCAGAGGCUUAUGGUCGGACCUGUGGCGAAAUAUCCACAACUUCUUAGCUGGUUUAACACAGUGGACUGAAAACUGCAACUGUUUAAACCUUUAAAUUAUGUUUGUGCCUGAGAAGAUUAUUUUGAAUCAAAUUGAGUCCUUUUGAAUAUAUUUUUAGGAAAUGUUUGAGUUGUGGAGCUUUAACAAAGAGGGAGACAGGAACACUGUCUAGACAUAUGUUGCCUGUAAAUAGAUUUAGAAGCUUUAUAUAUCUGCUGACGCGCAGUAUGCAGAGGAAAUAACGGGAAUCCAAAUUAAUAGCAAUGAGCCGUUGAUGCUUAUUGGAGC